AGGAUGUUUCGAUCAGACCUGGACAAUGGAGCUCUGCUGCGGCUUCGGCUUCGGCGACAGGGGCAACGAGCGCUGCUGGCUGCCGCCCAAUUUCACCUUCGAGACCUGCUGCGUCCAGUCGGUGGUGGCCGUGAGCGACGUCAGGAGGUACAUGGACGGGUUCAUGGACUGGCACUCCGACCUCUUUCCGCCAGUGCGCGAGUGCCGGUCGAGCCCGUCACGUGAGUCGAGCGCUCCAGAAAGGCGGGACGACGGCUACUGGGGGCCCCUGCACGCCGAUCUGGGCUACGACCCGCGGAUCAUCGUGGAUGUCGGGGGAGGCUGCGAAGGGUGCCCUGGAGCCGGUCGUCCUACGGGACCUCCGCGAGGUGCUGGACUUCGUGGCCUCCGGGGCCCGCAUCGACGUCCUGCAGCUCAACUGCGAAGGAGACUCGAGGUACGCUGUGCUGCGUUCCGUGCUCCCCCGCUGGGACCGGUGGCAGAUCCCGCUGCUUCACGUGGAGAGUGGCAUGCGGACAUGCCCUGGAUCGGGACGCCCCAGGAGCGCAGGGGCAUCCGCUGCCAGAUCGAAGCCUCGUGCAGCGCGGGGCCCGCCUGGUCUCGGAGACCGAGCGCUUCGUCCCGCUGGGCGAUGGCUGCUGACGGCGCCCCGCAGCACGUAGCUCUACCCGUCCGCGGCGGGCGGGGGCAGCGCCAGGGGGCGCGGCGCCCUUCGUGGUGCAGGCGUCGGGUGUCGAGGUCUGCACACUGGCGAUGUCGCGCGCUCCCCCAACCCCAUCUCUGGGCUCGAGCCAGGCGGCGUUUUCGCGAUCUCGUGGACGGCCUUCGCUGUGGCGCCGUCCUGCAUCGGAGGCGGAGCGAAGCCCGAGCGAGGGAACAUCGAAAGCACAACGGAAACGGAAAACGCUACUCAGGUCGAGCCUUGCCCCACCUGUUCCGGCCCCAUCGAGGCGGCCUCCAUCGACGGGGCAGGGGCGCCAGAGGAGGGUCUGGGCCGUCGACGUUCCAGAGGUGCUCGAGCCGUCGAGGAGCCGACGGCUUCGUCGGCGCCCCUCGCAGGGGGCUCUCUGCAGAGGAGAGGUGCGGCACGGAGGCGGCGUCAGGUCGGGCAUGUCCCCCUACAGGCGGCGGAGCAGGGGCGCUGGAGGACCUCGGCGAGGAGCUGUUCGGCGAGCCCGUCGACCCAGGCACGCUC
Molecule: messenger RNA, 1195 nt
Organism: Prorocentrum cordatum
Lineage: Eukaryota; Dinophyceae; Prorocentrales; Prorocentraceae
Source: the annotation of a GenBank genome assembly